This is a messenger RNA of Trichosporon asahii var. asahii CBS 2479, 975 nucleotides long. RefSeq names its product essential RNA-binding component of cleavage and polyadenylation factor, Yth1p. NCBI's taxonomy places the organism in Eukaryota, Fungi, Basidiomycota, Tremellomycetes, Trichosporonales, Trichosporonaceae. The record is from RefSeq and is a predicted model, not a curated record. The transcript has 3 exons. Gene Ontology annotation, molecular function: RNA binding; zinc ion binding. The coding region runs from base 1 to 975 and encodes 324 amino acids.
AUGACCACGAUACCAUUGCCGACCGAGAACCUUGGUCCCGCCGCCGACUUUGUGAGGCCAGACUUCCACCAGGUCAACCUAAACAUCGAGAACUACCUCAAGCAGGAGCGCAACUUCAAGCUCGAUUCCGAUGAGCAGAUCUGUCGAAUGAAUCUGCAGCCAGAGGGCUGCAUCUUUGAGCACAACUGUCCCCUGCGACACACGCAGCCGGCCCCGAUCAACUUCAAGCCGCAGCCGCCGCUCCCGACGCACCCGCGUGAGCGCGAGAAGAAGACGACCGUGUGCAAGCACUACCUCCGUAACCUGUGCAAGGUCGGCGACAACUGCGAGUACACACAUGACUGGAACUUGCGCACGAUGCCGACGUGUGUCUGGUUCGUCAAGCUCGGCAAGUGCGAGCUCGGUGGCGAGUGCCUCUACUACCACCCGAAAGACCGGCGCGUCGAGUGCCCCGACUACAACAGAGGUUUCUGCAGGCUGGGCCCUGAGUGCCCGCGGCGGCACGUUCGGCGAACACUGUGCCAGGCGUAUCUCGCUGGAUUCUGUCCCGACGGACCAGACUGCAAGCAAGCUCACCCUUCGCCCAAGCUUCCCGAUCCCGAGUCUUAUGUCAACCCGCCCGUGCCGGACCCGAAGCAGUCCGGACCUCCGCCCCAGCUUCCCGCUGGAUACGGACGAUGGAGAGAGUACAAGUAUGACCCGAACGCCGUUGUUGUCCCCGCGCCCGCCUGGACCGAGGGUGGAAGUCUACAGGGAUGGCGUGCUGGUGGCUUCCUGUCUGGCCACGCCCGACGAGGAGAUCACCGCGACCGCGACGGCGGCGGUGAGGAUGGCGGACGCAGAGGAGGAUGGGUCAAGGACCUCAGCACUAUCCUUUGCUUCAGGUGUAACCAGUACGGACACUUUGCGAACCAGUGCCCGAACGAUGCCGUCCCCGGAGACCGCGGCGGCCUGCGCGGCGGCGGCGGUCGUUAA